Molecule: messenger RNA, 2931 nt
Organism: Chelmon rostratus (copperband butterflyfish)
Lineage: Eukaryota; Metazoa; Chordata; Actinopteri; Chaetodontiformes; Chaetodontidae
Product: serine/threonine-protein phosphatase PP1-beta catalytic subunit-like
Exons: 8
Coding region: 24-1007 (327 amino acids)
Biological process (GO): circadian regulation of gene expression; regulation of circadian rhythm
Cellular component (GO): cytoplasm; nucleus
Molecular function (GO): protein serine/threonine phosphatase activity
Source: RefSeq, a predicted model, not a curated record
CUGCCUGUGUGAGUAUCACAAACAUGGCGGAAAGCGAGUUGAACGUUGACAGCAUCAUCUCUCGGUUACUGGAAGUGCGAGGAUGUCGUCCAGGGAAGGUGGUGCAGAUGACAGAGGCUGAGGUGCGGGGGCUCUGCAUCAAGUCCAGAGAGAUUUUCCUCAGUCAGCCCAUCCUGCUAGAACUGGAGGCUCCACUCAAAAUCUGCGGUGACAUCCACGGACAGUACACAGACUUGCUGAGGCUAUUUGAGUAUGGAGGCUUCCCUCCAGAGGCCAACUACCUGUUCCUGGGGGAUUACGUGGACAGAGGGAAGCAGUCGCUGGAGACCAUCUGCCUGCUGCUUGCCUACAAGAUCAAAUACCCAGAAAACUUCUUCUUGCUCAGGGGGAACCACGAGUGUGCCUCCAUCAAUCGCAUUUACGGCUUCUAUGAUGAGUGCAAGCGCAGGUUCAACAUAAAGCUCUGGAAGACCUUCACAGACUGUUUUAAUUGUCUGCCCAUUGCUGCUAUUAUUGACGAGAAGAUUUUCUGCUGCCAUGGAGGGCUCUCACCUGACCUACAGUCCAUGGAACAGAUUCGACGCAUUAUGAGACCCACUGAUGUCCCUGACACAGGGUUGCUGUGUGACCUGCUGUGGUCAGACCCAGACAAAGACGUCCAGGGCUGGGGGGAGAAUGAUCGGGGAGUUUCCUUCACCUUUGGGGCCGACGUGGUCAGCAAGUUUCUCAACCGUCACGACCUGGACCUCAUCUGCCGAGCACAUCAGGUUGUUGAAGAUGGCUAUGAGUUCUUUGCCAAACGACAGCUGGUGACGCUGUUCUCGGCCCCCAACUACUGCGGGGAGUUUGACAACGCAGGCGGCAUGAUGAGUGUGGACGAGUCCCUUAUGUGCUCCUUUCAGAUCCUGAAGCCGUCAGAAAAGAAAGCAAAGUACCAGUACGGAGGGGUGAAUUCAGGGCGCCCUGUCACCCCGCCUCGUACCACUCAGGCUCCGAAAAAGAGGUGAGCAGCUGGCCCUGACUCUCCUGCUCCUCCCCCGGCUGGUCUCUGGCCCACGUCCCUGCAGGCUGCCUCAAACACUCCAGCCCUCUCUCAGUCAGCUCGUUCAUGUGUAAACAGAAACUACAGGAGUGUUUUUUGCUUGUUCUGUGGGUAUUUUUAUGAACAUGUGGUAUUUUUUCCAUUUCUUUUGAUGCCAUGGUAUGUAUUAACUCAGCCCUCACUUCUACUACUCAGUCCAUACACCAAUAUUAACACCAAACUCUUGUGGAAUGGGCAAGAUGUUAAGAAAAGAUGCUUCUCUGCCUUCAGAUUAACAAUGUCCAUAGUGAUUUUGUGAAUGCAUGCACGCUUGUGAGAUUGAGACAGGUUCUGCCCUAGCCACUGUAAAAUCCAUACAUUCUCCCAGACAACAGAGACAACUCUCUCUUGUCUGACCUUGAUUUGUCUAAUGUUCAUGUAGUUAAGCUAAUUACUGCCAUCUCCCCCUUCAUUGGCUGAAGUAGUAAACUGCUUAAAGGAACAGUUUGACAUUUUGGGAAAUGUGCUCAUUUGCUUUUUUUGUCAAGAGUUAGAUGAGAAGAUCAAUACAGCUCUCAUGUCUGUAGAAUAUGAAGCUACCACCAGCAGCUGGCUAACAUAGCUUAGCACUGGGACAGCAAACAGCUAGCCUGGCUCUGUUCAAUGUAUCCAGUGUAUAUUGUCUGUUUAAUUUGUACAACAAUCAAGCAUGACAACAACAAAUCUACAUUUUGCAAAGUUUUAUGUGUUUGAUUGUUUCAGUCAGGCAGACAACCUACGUAAAGCUUUUUUUUUUUACGCUUUGUUUUUGUAUGGAUUAAACAAACGAGACACAAUGUGUUAACUAACAAGUUUAAAAAAUUCUUGUUGGUGGAUUUUAUUACCUUUAGACACAGCUAGCUUAUCUGUUUCUAGUCUUUAUGCUAAGCUAAAUUUGCCAGCUGCUGGCUGUAUAUUCAUAUUUCAUGGGGAGACAUUAAGCAUCGAUCCUGCACAACUCUUGAAAAUUUUGGGAAAUGCACUUUGUCGCGAAAUUUUUCCUUUAAGAAGUUACACAUUGAUAUAACUUUCCCUAAGACUCAAGAAUGUUUUCCUCCCUGUGGAGGUGUCAGUAAAAUCUUGAGUUUAAUAAUAUAAGUGCAAUAAAUAUUACCAAACACAUCUGUAAAGGUCAUUAAAGCCUACUUUAAAAAAGGACAGUCAACCUAAGCUGUACCUUUACUAGGACAUUCAUACAAAUCUGAUGCUCUCCAUCAAUGUUCCCAGCCUGUUUUUCAAAACCAGUACCAAGCUCUGAAACUUUUUCAUCUCUCACAUCACUGAAGGAGCAUUUGUGCUUAUUAAAGAGCAGAAUUUCCAUUGAGUAAUGCAAUAGCGUAAAUGUUUCAUUUUCAGUUUUGAUGUAAAUUCAGUGUAUGUGGAAAAUGUGGGAACCAAACAUGAGUGAGCACUUUGAGUUUGUGUCCUUUAGUCUGGUAAGUACAGCAGGUGUGUAGGACAGUAGAGACGGAUAUGGCGGUGUUAGAGAACAUGACAGGAACUAAAGCACAGUAUGGGAUUUUAAGGAGGACUUAUCAGUAUAUUCAUUUUUUUCAGUAGAUGUCAAGCUCUCACACACUGAACUUCGUUGCACUUCCAGUCAUUGCAUGACAUUGUGAAGAGAUCAAACUCAUCCAGUUAAGGUGAUGGCAUUUUGGUUGUUGUUCCCACUUAGUGGUUAUUGAAUGAAGUCAGUCAUUUCCAACUCACUAAUGAACAUUUAACCAAUGUAUUUUUAUUUAUUUAAAUCUUGCCUUUUGCCUUGUAAAUCUAUUGGUCAUCAAGUUGGAAACAGUAUGUUAAGACGUUUUGAGAUUUGUACGAGUUUGUUUCAAACGAGUGAAAUAAAUGGAAGUGCUGUUGAGCCUGUU